CGCCGGCGCCUUGCUGUUGAUUUCCUUGUUCCGUUUUCGAUUUCGUCUUUUGUAGCACAAAUACCAUAUACCUGCUCAAUCUAGCACAUUAUUCAAUCCCUGGAGCAUCCUACUACAUCCUGCCUGCAAUACAACCGAUCCAUACGGAUUCUGUGACAAGAAGCGUGGAGACGCCACCAAGAUGGCGCAGCCUGUCGAACAAUGGAUAACCGAAAUACCUCCCGUUACUCGAGCAUGGGUAGCUGGCUCUAUCGGAAUGAGCUUGUUAGUGGAGUGCCAAGUCGUAGCGCCACUACAGCUGUACUUCUCCUGGAAAGCGGCAAUAGUGAAUAUGCAGGUCUGGAGAUUUAUAACGACUUUUUUAUAUUUUGGGCCAGUAUCGCUUGACCUUUUAUUCCAUAUAUUCUUUGUUAUGAGAUACUCUAGAUUACUAGAAGAAAACUCGUUUGCCAAUCGUCGGGCAGACUAUGCGUGGUUACUAUUUCUCUGCGCCUCUUUUCUUCUGCUUGUAUCCUCUGUCGCAACUCUACCAUUCCUCUCCUCUUCCCUGGCUUUUGCCCUCGUCUAUAUCUGGUCAAGACGGAACCCUUCUGUGAAAAUGUCUCUGUUUGGCAUCAUCACUAUCACUGCGCCAUAUCUCCCCAUGGCCCUUGUCCUGUUUACCUGGGUAUUCCAAGGAGGUGUCAGAGCAGCUGUGCCCGAUAUCGUCGGGGCACUCGCGGGACAUACCUAUGUCUUCUUGCAAGAUUAUUGGCCAAGAGAAAUGUGGAGUACAACUGGGAGGCCAGAGAUCCAGACUCCCGGGUUUGUAAAGCGAUUAUUCGGGCAAGAAGAAAGAUAAGAGAUUAUUGCGGUCUGUAUAUCAUGAAACAAUACAUUGUCACUUAGCAGGGGAAGCAGUGAAACGAGAAUUACGA
Messenger RNA from Cryptococcus deneoformans JEC21, 917 nucleotides. Its product is annotated as endoplasmic reticulum protein, putative. Lineage: Eukaryota; Fungi; Basidiomycota; Tremellomycetes; Tremellales; Cryptococcaceae. Gene Ontology annotation, molecular function: misfolded protein binding; ubiquitin-specific protease binding. Gene Ontology annotation, cellular component: Hrd1p ubiquitin ligase ERAD-L complex; endoplasmic reticulum membrane. The record is from RefSeq and is a predicted model, not a curated record. The transcript is spliced from 8 exons. Gene Ontology annotation, biological process: endoplasmic reticulum unfolded protein response. Bases 182 to 841 code for a protein of 219 amino acids.